AUGAUUUGCAAGGAGUGCGACAGAGAAGACGAGUUUGAUGAAGAUGAAGAUGGCUUUUUCUACUGCGUAUGCGGUACUCGAGCCCCCGGUAUAAUCGCAACCGCAGUCGCCGACGAAGAUUUCAUUGGAGACGACGGAGGCACUCGCGGCGCAUUGUAUAAUCCAAUCAACACUCGUCGUCGACCAUCGCAACCAACCACUCCUGCACAUCCUCGUUACGAUGAAGAAACUAUGCGUUACUCUCAAUUUCGAUCUCAGCUUCAAUCCGCAACAACUACCCAGAUCCCACAAUCCGCGACUAACCAGAAUAGGGAAGUGAAGAGAGAGCCUGAGAAUCUCGACAAUGAGCCGAUCGAGCCUGCUGAUUUCGGAGCUACCAGUUUGGAGUUUAAGGAUUAUUACGGAGAGACGAGAGAUCGAUACGUUAAUGGGUUUCUGAUGAUGAUUACGUAUCAAUGCGAUGCUUUGGUUGAGAAAUUCAAUGUCACUCCUUUGAUUAUUGGUUUAGUCGCACCCAUCUGCUUACGCUACGUUGCUCUUUCCGGUGUUUUCGAUGAGGGUUGGGCUGAUAAAGCCAUUGAUGAUUCCGAGCUUCAAUUUGAAGGAGAAGAACAAAGAGAGGCUAAGCGUAACAGGCACGGAGGCGAAAUUAAAAACAUAGGUGGUAAAAGAGCGAUAAUGAUAUGGAUUAGUGAGCUUAGAAAGUGUAUGCCUUUAUCAAGCACUUUGGCGAUAUCUUUCCUCGCUUGUCUCAAAGCAGGAGCGCCUGUUCUGCCUACGGAUAUAGUGAGAUGGGCACGAGAAGGGAAGAUUCCGUAUCUAUCGAGUUUUCUCAAGAUAAAAGAGCAAAUGGGAGAGAGAUCAGCUGCUUGUCCUGUGCCUGUAAGCGUAAUGUUUAGGCCUCAUAAGAUUGUUUCUGCUCAGAUGUUAGAAGUACGAGCUGCUUUGAUUGCUGAUAUUAUUGGUUUGCCUUUGCCUCCUGUGAAUUUCUAUGGCAUAGCUUCAAACUAUCUAAACCGGUUAUGUAUUCCAGAGGACAAGGUUCUUGAUCUUGUGCGUCUCAUACAGAACUGGUCAAUGCCUCCGGAUUUAUAUCUAUCGAAGAACAAGCUUAAGCUUCCUACCCGCGUGUGUGUCAUGUCUAUUAUUAUUGUGGCUAUACGGAUGCUUUAUAAUAUUAAUGGUUUCGGUGUUUGGGAACGGAGUUUGGGAUCAGAUGGUGCUAGUGAGGCUACUAGUGAGGCGGAUGCGGAUGUCGAUUCUGAGGAGCCUGAUUCUCCAAUUGAUGAUAUGGAGAUUUCAGAGACAAAAUCAGCUGCGGCAGAGUCAUCAGAAUUCACGAAGGCAGCCGAGUUAGACACCGAGGAGCUUCUGACGAAACUUGAAGCGAGAUAUCAUGAGGUCGUGGCUGAAACUCUUGAAUACGAAAAGGAUCUUAUGUCCUACUUAUCGCAUGGGAAAAAAGAGAUCUUUGCUGGUUUAGAAGAAGAAUCAGCUGAUGACAGAUACAGAACUAUUGAUAAGCUGUGGAAUGGUUACCCAGAAAAUGAGGAAUCCCAACGGCUUGGGACUCCAUCAAAGAGACUAAGAGACUGGGACGAUGAUCUAUUACUUAACCAACUUUCAUUGGAUGGUACCAGCUCCAGGUAUAGUGAUGGAAACAAUCCUUGUAGAAGUCCUUCAAUGAGAACCGAAAGCGGAUCAAUGGAUCAUGAUCAGUGUUCUUCAGAACACCACAUUUCAUCACCAGAGACUCAUAAUGAAGAAGAGAAAUCAAAGGAGGGAAUGAUAAGAAGAUUAAAAACAGAUAUGGGAGAGAACUUGUUCCGUUACAUACCACCUCGUGUUAGGGUGAAGAGACUAGACUAUCUUCAAUAUGUGAGGAAGAGAGAAGAUGGGGUAUUGAUAUAUCCGGCUCACGCAGAUUACUACAUUCUUUUGCGGGUUUGCGCUAAAGUCGCUGAGAUUGAUGCUAGAAAUAUGCAUAGAGGUGUAUUGAGCUUUGAGAGAAGAUUGGCUUGGAUUGAGAAAAGGAUAGAUCAGGUUCUGCAUAUAACUCCACCUUUUAUGACUUGUGAGCACUGUUGCAACGAUUCAAAAGUUGUUGAAGCAGAGGAUCGAGAUGACAAUUCCAGUGACAACAAAACAGAUUCAAGAACCUAA
Messenger RNA from Arabis nemorensis, 2163 nucleotides. The record is from the annotation of a GenBank genome assembly. NCBI's taxonomy places the organism in Eukaryota, Viridiplantae, Streptophyta, Magnoliopsida, Brassicales, Brassicaceae.